Messenger RNA from Spinacia oleracea (spinach), 2928 nucleotides. Its product is annotated as dynamin-related protein 4C-like. Gene Ontology annotation, molecular function: GTPase activity; microtubule binding; GTP binding. Lineage: Eukaryota; Viridiplantae; Streptophyta; Magnoliopsida; Caryophyllales; Amaranthaceae. The transcript is spliced from 2 exons. The record is from RefSeq and is a predicted model, not a curated record. The coding region runs from base 663 to 2726 and encodes 687 amino acids. Gene Ontology annotation, cellular component: cytoplasm; microtubule; membrane.
AAACUCAAAAUUCACUAAUCACAUUGUAAAGAACUAGUUUUCCUGUUUCCUUUUGCACCCUUUUAGGCCAGAAAAUAUAAAAAUGAGUUGAAAAUUUCAGGAUUGUGUUUUUUAGCCUAAAUUAUUAUUCCAUAUAAGGGAUAACCUGUACUUUAUGGAUUCACCAUUACAUAUAUAUGGACCAUGUUCCUUAUAUAUACAUAUUCAGAUUACUCCUUAUAUUAAAUUUGACUCAAUUAGCAUCAAUAGAGACAUUAAUCCUGUCAAUAAAGAAAUUAAUCAACAUUGAAAAACGCUUCAACUCUUGUCAAGUCACAAGACUCACAAGUUCCUGUCCAUAUUCCCUGUGAUUAGCCGCAUGCACUUCAUGUGGAAACUCCCAAACAGUCUCACACUCAACACAUAAAAACCCUUCAAUUUUCCACUAACUAAUUGGUUUUCUGAUGUCAAAAAAAAAAGGUGUUUUUCUGGUAACCCAAAAGUCUCUAGCAUGCAUGCAACUCUUCAACUCCCACCAAAAUCAAUGUACUUUACCAGUAUAAUUAAUAAUCAAUCCCUCUGUUUUCCUAAGUUCUACUCACUGAUUAUGGCUCCCCUAUAAAUACCUACCUAGUUCUUUAGCUUUUCAUCAUCUUCCAUUUCAUUCCUGACAAAAAAGAAAAAUGGGAUUCAAAAACAAGCAAAAAUCAAACAACAAUAAGCCUUCAUCUUUGUUGGAGAGGAACAUGAUAUUCCCCCAAGACACCAUGUCCCUUGUUGGAGAGGAACAUGAUAUCCCCCCAAUCACCGUCCUUCCACCACCACCACCGCUCAUCUCCUCCUACAACGACCGCAUCCGCCCCCUCCUCGACGCAGUUGACAAACUCCGUAACCUCAAAGUCAUGAAGGAAGGAAUUCAACUCCCAACUAUCGUCGUAGUUGGUGAUCAAUCCUCAGGGAAGUCAAGUGUGUUAGAGUCUUUAGCUGGGAUCAGUCUCCCUAGAGGACAGGGUAUUUGCACCCGGGUCCCACUAAUCAUGAGGCUUCAGCAUCACCCGAACCCGGACCCGGAACUAUUUCUUGAGUACAUGGGUAAAAAUGUCAAGACUAAUGAAGCUCAUGUCUCUGAAGCUAUCAACUCUGCUACUCAGGAAAUUGCAGGUACUGCUAAAGGGAUUAAAAACACUCCCAUAACCUUAGUGGUGAAGAAAAAUGGUGUUCCUGACUUGACCAUGGUUGAUCUUCCUGGUAUAACACGGGUCCCGGUCCACGGGCAGCCGGAAAACAUAUAUGAGCAGAUAAGGGAAAUCAUAAUGGAGUAUAUUACUCCAGAAGAAAGCAUAAUUCUGAAUGUUUUAUCAGCUAAUGUCGAUUUUUCAACGUGUGAGUCUAUUAUGAUGUCUCAAAGUGUGGAUAAAUCAGGUCAGAGGACUCUAGCUGUUGUAACCAAAGCUGAUAAGUCCCCUGAAGGCUUGCUAGAAAAGGUGACCAAUGAUGACGUCAGCAUUGGUCUUGGUUAUGUAUGUGUCCGGAACAGGAUCGGAGAAGAAUCAUACGAGGAGGCGCGGUUGGAGGAGGCAAAUCUGUUUGAGUCCAACCUUUUGCUGUCAAAGAUUGAUAAGUCGAUUGUUGGUAUACCAAUUUUAGCUCAAAGAUUGGUGAAUAUACAAGCUGCAAUAAUCUCUAAAUGUUUGCCAAACAUUGUCAAGCAAAUCAAUGAUAAGUUGAACUCAAAUGUUGAUGAGCUUAAUAAGAUGCCUAAAAACUUAUCUUCUGUAGCUGAAGCUAUGGCAGCCUUCAUGCAGGUUAUGGGGUUGGUGAAGGAAUCUCUUCGAAAGAUUCUUAUACGAGGUGAAUAUGAUGAGUACCCUGAAGAUGUUGAGAUGCAUUGUACUGCUCGUUUAGCUGAGAUGUUAGAUGGGUUAUCUUCUUCAACAAAGAUAACAGAGAAGGAUAAUGAUGAGGUUAAGUCUGGUAAUUUCUUACUCGAAGAAAUUCAUGUUCUUGAAGAAGCUAAAGGAAUAGGGCUACCUAAUUUCCUCCCUCGAACAGCUUUUCUGACAGUAUUGCAGAAGAAAGUUCAGGGGAUUUCACAGACUCCUGUUGAUUUCAUGAACAAGGUUUGGGGUUACAUAGAGGGUGUGCUUUUUGCGGUUUUAGUUCGUCAUUGUGAAAAUUACCCAACACUUCAGUGUUCUAGCAAAAGAGCAGCUGGUAAUCUGAUUGCUAAGAUGAAAGAAGAGUCGAUUUUCCGUGUUAAGGAGAUUGUUCAGAUGGAGAAGUUAGCUGAUUAUACUUGUGACCCUGAAUAUAUAUCUGUUUGGAAUCAGCUUAUGCUGCGUCAGGAUACCUUCCUCAAAAUUGUGCAAGGUAAUAAGGUAACUUCCAUGGAAAUUGAAGGGGUUGGAAGUGUUGAUCUUGCACAUGUAGAGAAGUAUAAGGAUGUAGCUUUGCAAGCAUUUGACAUGAAGAUGAGAAUGAUUUCUUACUGGAAGAUUGUACUAAAGAGGUUGACUGAUUCCAUGGCGCUUUACUUACUUUUCAGCAUUCACAACUUGGUGAAUGAGGACUUGGAGAUUGAGAUUGUGAAUGAGUUGAUUGGUUAUGGUGGAGGGGUUGAGAGGAUGCUGGAAGAAUCGCCUUCUGUAACAGGGAAGCGUGACAGACUGCUGAAAAGUAUCAAGUUGCUUAAGGAAUCGAAAGAAGUGCUUGCUAAGAUCAUGGACAUGAUUGCAGUCAUUGAGUGAAUGAAUCCUGAUAUCAACAGUGGAGUGAUGAAUGUGUCUUUUAUCAUAUGGUUUUAGUUUUAUGGCUCUUCUUAUAUUUUUCUUCCAAAAAUAAGGUGCAAGUCUUCUAUUUAUGGUUAUGAGUAUUUUAAAUUUUGAUCAAUAUGGAUGUUAUUGCUGAUAAUAUCAGUGUUAGUCUGAAGUAUUUCUUUCUUACAAAGUA